Oncorhynchus mykiss (rainbow trout) is the source of this 3809-nucleotide messenger RNA. The record is from RefSeq and is a predicted model, not a curated record. Lineage: Eukaryota; Metazoa; Chordata; Actinopteri; Salmoniformes; Salmonidae.
GCCGUUUUUUGUCGGAGUAGAGGGUCUUGUGCAUUUCAGUUGUACAAUGGACGCUACAGAGUUCCGGAGGAGAGGGAAGGAGAUGGUAGACCUGAUAGCAGAUUACCUGGAGAACAUAGAGCAGAGGACGGUGUACCCCGACGUGGAGCCUGGGUACCUGCGGUCCCUCAUCCCUGAGGAGGCCCCUGAGGAGCCUGACACCUACGAGGACGUGGUCAAAGACAUUGAGAGGGUCAUCAUGCCUGGGGUGACCCACUGGCACAGCCCGUACUUCUAUGCCUACUUCCCCACGGCUAACUCCUUCCCGGCCAUGCUGGCAGACAUGCUGUCUGGAGCUAUUGGUUGCAUCGGAUUCUCCUGGGCUGCCAGCCCAGCUUGUACAGAGCUGGAGACAGUCAUGAUGGACUGGCUGGGGAAGAUGCUCAAGCUGCCAGAGGACUUCAUCGCCGGGACACACGGACAAGGAGGAGGCGUCAUCCAGGGUACGGCCAGUGAGGCAACUCUUGUGGCUCUCCUAGCUGCCCGCUGCAGGGCGGUCAGAAUGAUCCUGGCCAGUGACCCACAACGUCCAGAGACUGGCAUUACCUCCAAACUGGUGGCCUACUCCUCCGACCAGGCUCAUUGCUCGGUGGAACGAGCAGGUAUGAUUGCCGGAGUGAGGAUGAAGAAGAUUCCGACGGAGCAGUCAGACAAGUAUGCUGUCCAGGGAGAGACCCUCCGGAGAAUGAUACAGGAAGACAAGGCUGCAGGACUCAUCCCCUUCUACUUCUGUGCUACUCUUGGGACCACUCCCUCAUGUGCAUUUGAUCACAUUACUGAACUUGGGCCCAUAUGUAAUGCAGAGAAAAUCUGGAUGCACAUUGAUGCUGCAUAUGCUGGGAGUUCCUUUAUCUGUCCUGAAUUCAGACCCCUGUUGAACGGCAUUGAGUUUGCAGACUCUUUCAAUUUCAAUGCACACAAAUGGCUGUUGGUCAACUUUGACUGCUCUACAAUGUGGGUGAAGAAAAGAUCUGAUCUCAUUGGGGCCUUCAAGAUGGAUCCUCUAUACCUGAAACAUGAUCAUCAAGAGUCGGGACUGAUCACAGAUUACAGGCACUGGCAGAUUCCACUGGGCCGACGGUUCCGCUCUCUCAAGAUGUGGUUUGUGUUCCGAAUGUAUGGGCUCAAAGGCCUUCAGGACUACAUCCGUAAGCAUGUGGAGUUGGCCAAAGAGUUUGAGAGCCUGGUUCGCGCUGACCAGCGCUUUGAGAUCAGCGCAGACGUCGUGUUAGGGCUGGUCUGCUUUAGACUAAAGGGUUCCAACGAGGUGAAUGAGACCUUGCUGAAGAGGAUCAACAAUGGCAGGAAGAUCCACCUGGUGCCGUGCCUGCUGUCUGGUCAGUUUGUGCUGCGCUUCGCCCUCUGCGCCCGCACCACCGAGUCACGUCACAUCCGCGAGGCCUGGCAACUCAUCACACAGCUGGCCGAAGAGGUCAUGCAGGAGCUGCCCCACUGACUAUCCACAUGGACUAGACAGGCUGGGUUGGUCCAGGAGCUGUAUGUAUCAAGCAGUAUUUCAGAGUAAGAGUGCAUGUCUAGGAUCAGGUCCCCCCUGUCCAUUCAUUAUAAUCUAAAAGGCUAAACUGAUCUUAGAAACUGAUCUUAGAUCAGCACUCCUACUCUGAGAUGCUUGAUGAAUAAGGGCCCUAACCCCACCUGACCAUGGCCGGUAUUCAAAAAGCGUCUCAGAGUAGGAGUUUCCAUGUUAUCUUAUUCCUUAUGAAGUAAAAGGCUAAACUGAUCCUAGUUCAGCACGGUUUGAUGCCUACUCUGAGAUGCUACAGGCCUGGAUCUCACUCAGUGGAGGCUGCUGAGGGGAGGACGGCUCAUAAUAAUGGCUGAAACGGAGGGACUGGAAUGGCAUCAAACCAUGCGUUUGACGUAUUUGAUACCAUUCCACUGACUCCGAUACCAGUCAUUACCACGAGCCCAUCCUCCCCAAUUGAGGUGGCACCAACCUGCUGUGAUCUCACUGUGUUUACAUCAUCAGCAAAUUGCAGCCCUUUCUCUCUGCUGUCGGAUCCCAUGUGUGUAUUUAUAUGUGUGUUUUGUGUGGUUGUAUGUGAAUCAAUGAAUUUGUGUGGGUGCGCGUGACUAAAUUAAAGGUGAUUUUUGGGUGAAGCAAAUCAUAUCCAGAUGUUAAGGUUUUGCCUGAUAAGUUACUGUAGUGUAGGGUUUACUGACAAUACACAAGCAUGUGUUCUUUGUAAAACCAGACAGACUGAGUUCUGCUGUGGAGCCCCAGAGUUCUGUUCUGACUCUACACCAGUGUGCUAAAUGAGAGAGGCCAGGCUAGAGACGGGCACCACCCCCCUCAGGGCUCUGUGUAUGCCCCACCUGCUCCUACAACCCCUCUCCACCCUCACCCUCACCCACCCUGCCCUGUCCCCUCUCAACCAACUGUUCAUCCAAAUCACUUUAGAGAAGGGUCAGCAUGCUAAAAAUACAGGCAAGGACUUAGUAUGAGUGGGGCUUUAUCCUGUCUGAGGUUUAUCCAGGCUCUGAUCACUCAGCUGUGUUUAUCUGCUCUAGUGGAGUGAUUAGUAGAGAUAUUCAAUUCAGUACAACAUUAUUUAUCCCCUUAGCGACAUAUUGAUUAAAACAUUGGUGUAGUCUAUGUCCCUAAAACAAGGUUUUAAGAGUCAGAAAACAUUGUAUGUUUUGGCACCAUUAUACAGUAAGAAGAGAUACAAAAGACUAACCUUUUAGUCUUGCUGUUUGUCUGAAGUAUUGCCUUCCAAGGUUUGAGCUGUUCAUUGUUUUAAUGAAGACAAAAAAGUACAAAAAUGAACAGCAUGUUGAGAUUAUGCCAAAGAGAGAUACAGAUAUCGUAUGCCAGAGACACAGGUAUCGUAUGCCAGAGACACAGGUAUCGUAUGCCAGAGUUGGGGCCAUUCACAUUUAAAUUCAGUCAAUUCUGAAAAUAAACUAAAAUUCCAAUUCCAAAAUGUUCUCCUAGAGAAGCAUUGAGAAAAAAAAUGUAAUUCCAUAAUCGACUAACUUAAAAAGGAAUUGACCCCAACCCUGGUUCAUAACCAGCUUUGUCUUGAACAUCAUAAUAACCCAUGAGACACAUAAGAGCUCUUAUGGGAGCAUCAGUUAAAACACUUACAGUAGGCCUUUGCCCUGAAGUGCAUGAAUAAAAUAUUCAGACAACAGUUAAUGUCUCAGUUGAUUUGAAGAGACACAAAAACAAUAUGUACCUAGCUUCACUUAAUGCCCUCAGCAGUAGCAGUGAGCCAAGGAGGAAUUGACUUGAGGGUCUCUCCUUAAGCUAAUAUGAAUGAGUUUCAAAUGUGUGCUUUACUGUAUGCACAUCUGUUUCUGUUGGACUGUUGGAUAAACAAACCAGUUGAAUUGGAUUAGACCUUUAAGCUGUGAAUCCCAGCUUGUCAGAGUCACUCAACAUUUAUUAAGUCAUCUUAAGAGAUAAAAUCUCUCUCACUGGUUUGAUUCACAAGUCAAGUGUGCCUUUUGAAUGAGGAAUGGAGGGGUGUGUGUGUAGAAUAUGUCUCUGUCUCUUUUGUGUCUUUACUUGAUAUAACCAGCACUGGGCUGACCGCUUCAGUCAACACUAGGGGGAAAUUGCAUUGUACGCUUGAUCAGCUUUUACCUGGCAAUAAGCUGGUAGUGCAAUCCUAUGUUUUUUGAAGUGUACAUGUAUUAUUUUAUAGGCAUUGAGUGGCUUUGUGGCUUCCUGCUGCUUGUCUGCCUUGUGGCAUCAUUGUACGGUCCUCUUUACACAACAAAAUAAAUGUGUUUGCAAUGUG